UUGUCUUGCACUUGACUGACUUGCUUAGCCAUCGAUUGUUUCAGUUUUUAUAGCAAUGUUCUUAAAAACUAACGCCCACAUUGUCCCGGAACACGGCAGAUAGACGACCUUCAACUCUACUGGACUUAACCGAUUUCAAUGUUUUUCUCACGAUUUGUUAUAUUUUUGUGUUAGUUGCUGCGACUAAACUUUGGCACAAUAAAAAUUGAUAGGUUCGAGAACUGGUUGUGGAUCAAGUUUUUGACAGUUCUUUGAACUCGGUGAGAAAAGGAAGUACAGGAAGUGCUAGAGGUUGCUAUAAAUACGGCCGUUCUUAACUUGGCAAUGCUUAGAUUCAAGACAGAACAUGAGACAAAACAAGAUAACGAUUCUGGGUCUGACCCUGUUGUUUUGCUUGGGACUCGUGAACUCCCACGGAUUUGGUGGAAAGCUUGGAGGAGGUUAUGCACCAGUCUACAACAAUUUUGUUCCCUAUCCUGUCGCCCAGCCAAUUCCAGUGGCGCAGCCUGUUGCAGUCCCUGUGGCUAUUUCUCAACCAAUUCCCGUUCCAGUGCCCCAGCCCGUUGUGGUUCCCAUUAAGCACGGCUGGAAGGGUGGGUUUGGUGGCCUUGGUGGAUUUGGCGGUGGCUAUGGAGGUGGAUUUGGUGGCUAUCAGAACUUUGCUUCUGCCUCGUCUUUCAGCUCUGCCAGUUCUUUUGGCGGAGGCUAUGGGGGCUUCGGUGGUGGCAUCUUUAAGAGACGUUAAUCUGUUAAUUUUGUUUAUUAAAUACACUUAUUUUACUUAGUUUAAUUACUUGAUGUAUGCAUUUAUCAUUGUCGU
Molecule: messenger RNA, 820 nt
Organism: Drosophila eugracilis
Lineage: Eukaryota; Metazoa; Arthropoda; Insecta; Diptera; Drosophilidae
Product: protein FAM98B
Exons: 2
Coding region: 347-745 (132 amino acids)
Source: RefSeq, a predicted model, not a curated record